CCAAGCCGAUAUUCGAGUCUGAGCUCUCACAUCCCAGCCGACGACACCAUAACUCCGGCAUCCAAACAGUCCCAAACCAGAUCGGAGAUCUCCGGCGAUGGUGGAAAGGUUCUUCUCCGGCAAGAUAACUGAAACCGCCGGCGAAGAUGCCGGCAAUUUUACGCUUCUCUCCGGUCCUCCUUCCUGUGGAAAAACCUCCUUGCUGUUCCAAUUCGCUUUCAACGCUGCAGUAGAGGGCCACAGCGGAAAUCGUGAUGUGGUGUUCAUAUGCACCCGGCGCAGGUUAGAGAGUAAACCCCCUUACCUCUCUCAGGGUGUGGAUCCUUCUUCUGAUAUGUUUCAGCAUAUACAAAUGAAGUACGUGGAAGAUGAUGAGGCAAUAAAGAAGUAUUUUGCUGCAUUUCACCUGCAUCACAAAUUUCCAGUUGCGGUUAUCAUUGAUGAUUUUGGUGAUUUCUUUGAUGAAAGAACCUGCCAAGAGAGAUACAACAGUCCUCGGGGAAGAGAUUUGGCAAUGGUUCGGACACUAGCCCUUUGUCGCAGUGCCAUUCUUCAUGCCAACAAAACCGCGCCUUGCAAGGUCCUGCUGUCUGAUACACACCAUGGAGACUCCCCGAGGUUGUUAUUCAUCUACAAGAGAUGGAUUCCAUCUAUCUUUACGAUUAAAGGGGACGGCUCUGGAUCAUUUCUUCUCACGAAUGGCAUCAAUUCAGGAAGUGGCAGCUCAGGGAGGAGGAGAACCGCAAAGUACUCCAUAGCUCUUCAGUAUCUGUUUCUUGAGGAUGUCACAGAAGACGAUGAUACAUAAUACUCUUUCUCAAAAUCAUCAAUACAAAGUUUUUAAUCUGCUCAUCUGCAUAUUUGAUUCUAUACAAGAAAGAUCGAUAUGAACUGCGCAUUAUAUUU
Molecule: messenger RNA, 906 nt
Organism: Vitis vinifera (wine grape)
Lineage: Eukaryota; Viridiplantae; Streptophyta; Magnoliopsida; Vitales; Vitaceae
Exons: 7
Coding region: 98-808 (236 amino acids)
Biological process (GO): double-strand break repair via homologous recombination
Cellular component (GO): Shu complex
Molecular function (GO): single-stranded DNA binding
Source: RefSeq, a predicted model, not a curated record